AUGAGCGGGUCCUGCUGGAGGCGGGUCCCAGCCAGAGGUGCAUGGCCCGCCCUCCGUGGCUCGCUCGCGCUGUCCGCUUCUCUGUGCCCCUCUGCAGUGUCGCGCCCCAGGCUGCGGGAGGAGCUGAGCCCCAAGCAAACGCGGCGUAACAGGAGGUGGUCCAGCUGCGCCCGGGGCCCUAGGCCGGCGUCCUCCGGAGGGGAGCAAGAGAAGCAGGAGACUGUGACAGACCGAGGUCCCUGCCAAGAUGCGGCCGCCCUGGGGGCUCACGCUCCUACUGCUGCUCUCCUGGGUGGCAGGUGGAUUAGGGAGCACGGGCAGGUGAGUGACUGCCUAGCGAUCGGCCCCUUCUCUUUGUCCGGGGUCCCUCCAGGCACCCUCGCGCGUGUGUGGCGAACUCUUUUCAGUCGCUGCGCCCCACCUAGCCGCAUCCCGCGGGUUACGGGAGAGAGGCCAGGCGUCGUGUGCGCAGACCUGAGAGUCUCCAACUGGCUGCCAGCCGCCCUUGUGCUGCAGAAGGAGGGAAAGAAACUUAGGACACGACAGAAGAAGCUUCUGCCAUGCUCGGGCUGCGCCUGCUUCCCCGCCACGGCUCCUCUCCCCGCCGCCUUUCAGAACUGGGAAGAGAAAGCAGCGCUUGCAAGGACUCAUGGGCUCUCAGCACGGGCAGACCAGCCUGGGGUCUGUCGCUAUGGAGCCAAACUGGCCUGCUGCCACGGCUGGAGAAGAAAGAGCAACGGAGACUGUGAAGCUACGUGUAUCCAUGGUUGCAAGUUCGGGGAGUGUGUGGGACCAAACAAAUGUAGAUGCUUUCCAGGAUAUACCGGGAAAACCUGCAGUCAAGAUGAGAAUGAGUGUGGCUUCAACCCUCGGCCGUGCCCACACAGAUGUGUGAACACCCUCGGUAGCUACAAGUGCUUUUGUCUCAGCGGCUUCAUGCUGAUGCCAGAUGCCACGUGUGUGAACUCUCAGACAUGUGCCCUGACAAGCUGCCAGUAUGGCUGUGAAGAGACAGAGGGUGGGCCACGGUGCCUGUGUCCAUCCUCAGGACUGCGUCUGGCCCCCGACGGGAGGGUCUGCACAGAUAUUGAUGAAUGUGCCUCUGGUAAAGCCAUCUGCCCCUACAAUCGAAGAUGUGUAAAUACAUUUGGAAGCUACUACUGCAAAUGCCAUGUUGGUUUUGAACUGAAAUACAUCCAUGGACGAUAUGACUGUGUAGAUCUAAAUGAAUGUGCUGUGAAUACCCACCCAUGCAGCCUCCAUGCCAAUUGCCUCAAUACGCAAGGAUCCUUCAAAUGUAAAUGCAAGCAGGGCUACAAAGGCAACGGACUUCAAUGUUCUGUUAUCCCUGAGAAUUCUGUGAAGGAAAUCCACAGAGUGCCUAGUACCGUCAAAGAUACAAUCAAGAAGCUGCUUGCUCACAAGAAGAGUAUGAGAAAGAAGGAAAAAAUUAACAAUGCAAUCCCAGAAUGCACUGGUACUCCUGCUCCUAAGGUUAACUUGCAGCCAUUCAACUAUGAAGAAAAUGUUUACCAAAGGGAGAACGCUAAUGGAGACAAAAAGGGGCCUGAAGAGAGAAAGGAAAUGGGGCUUGGGGGAGAGAAAAGAGAUGAGAAAGCUCUGAAGAACCACGUGGAGCAGGAGCAAAGGCUUCGAGGAGAUGUGUUUUCCCCUAAGGUUGAUGAAGCAAAUGAAUUUGGUCUGGUUGUGGUCCAGAGAAAACCUCUAACAUCCAAACUGGAACACACAGAUUUCAAUAUCUCAGCAGACUGCAGUUUUGAUCAUGGGAUCUGUGACUGGAAACAGGAUAUAGAAGAUGAUUUUGACUGGAGUCCUGCUGAUCGAGAUAAUGCUGUUGGCCAUUAUAUGGCAGUUCCCGCCUUGGUGGGGAACAAGAAGGACCUUGGCCGAUUGAAACUUCUUCUCCCCAAUCUACAGUCCCAAAGCAACCUCUGUUUGCUCUUUGAUUACCGGCUGGCUGGAGACAAAGUGGGGAAGCUUCGAGUAUUUGUGAAAAAUAGUAACAAUGGUCUGGCGUGGGAGGAGACCAAAAGUCAAGACAAAAGAUGGAAGACGGGGAAAAUUCAGUUGUAUCAAGGGAUGGAUACUACCAAAAGUAUCAUUUUUGAAGCAGAACGUGGCAAGGGCAAAACUGGCGAAAUUGCAGUGGACGGUGUCUUACUGAUUUCGGGCUUCUGUCCAGAAGACCCUGUAUCUGUGGAUGGUUGA
Chrysochloris asiatica (Cape golden mole) is the source of this 2229-nucleotide messenger RNA. RefSeq names its product EGF-like-domain, multiple 6 (gene EGFL6). NCBI's taxonomy places the organism in Eukaryota, Metazoa, Chordata, Mammalia, Afrosoricida, Chrysochloridae. The transcript is spliced from 14 exons. The record is from RefSeq and is a predicted model, not a curated record. Gene Ontology annotation, molecular function: calcium ion binding. Gene Ontology annotation, cellular component: membrane. Bases 1 to 2229 code for a protein of 742 amino acids.